Molecule: messenger RNA, 1116 nt
Organism: Episyrphus balteatus (marmalade hoverfly)
Lineage: Eukaryota; Metazoa; Arthropoda; Insecta; Diptera; Syrphidae
Exons: 4
Coding region: 352-1089 (245 amino acids)
Source: RefSeq, a predicted model, not a curated record
AAAUGUUCUAAUAAUUUUAUAUUAUAAUAUGUGAAUUUUGAUUUCCUUAAACUAAAAUAACACUUCAUAGCGGAAAGAAUUAUAUCAGUAUAACUUCAAACAAUAACUUAUCUAGAAAAAAUGUCAAGGCUUGUGAGUGAAAUGAUCGGAAUAAGUCAUUUUUUUUAACUUGAAGAAUCAAGUAACGACAUUAUUUGAUUGAAUUUGUAAUGGUGUUAAACUUUACAUUUCACUCGAUAAUUUUAAAUGUACACAUCGUGAGAAGUCAAAGGAAAAUAAAUUACCAUUUAUGAACAUAUUGAGAAAGAAGACCAUAGUAAUGUUUCAACUUCCAUCGUGUUGGUAUAAAAAAUGUAUCUCCGUAAGAAAAAUCUGAUUUGUUUAAUAAUUUUGUACAAAAUCAUAUUUUAUUUAAAAUUCGUAAAAGCCUCUAACAAACUCGGCGAAGGUAGAACUUUAAUAUUCCCUCCAACUACACCAACUAGGCUUCAGUUCAUUUGCGGUAUCGGAAUUCCUGUAGAAGAUUUGCAUUUUGAAUCAAUAACAUCUGGUUAUGUCCUCAAAGCUGAAUAUUUUCUACCUACAAAUGCAACGCAGCUACAUAAAGAUUACCUUAAGCCUCAGACAAUUCACAGACGAAGUAUAUUGGAUGAGUAUGAUGAUGCAGAAAUAACGGAAAUAGAUCAAUCGUUUGGUUUCAAUUCAACUAAAAAUCUAUUUCAAAAUAGACCAAAUGAUUUAUCUACAUAUCGAUGGACCAUUUAUAAAGCAAUGGAAACACUUGGUGACAGAAUGGGUCUGGUUGGAAGGGCUUGUGUACUCAAAAGUAUAUGUGAAGCAGCAAGUGCUCCAUUUCAUCAUGCCAGUGGAAUUCUCGCAGAAAUAGCACACAUUAUAAUGACACCAUCGGCAUCUGUAGAUGAGCUCAACCAUUAUUCCAACAACGAAUAUCUUCAUGCAGAAAUGUUGGGUCGUUCUGGUGGUGCUUGUUCACGUUUGUUUACUGAGUGCCAACAAUCUCUUUUGGAACAAUUUUCGACAGUGUUUAGUUUUUCUCGUAACAUGUUUAAGACUUCAUUACUCAAUUAAUUAUAAAUAUACAACAUCUAAGAAAGA